CUUGUCCUGUUCCCUUCCACUCCUCCUCGCAGCCCUCAAAAGCUUUCGACGCCAUGCGCGUCCUCGCACUCGCUUCUGUAUUACUAUUUGCCCUCCGGGCGUAUGCGGAUGCGUCUGCAGGCGGCCUCUACCCGCCUGGGCUUGCGCCGCUCAUCAAUCGGGCGAACGUCCUGCUGUCCUCGGGCCAGUUCAAUGAUGCGGCCAAGUUGUACUCGGAGGCGAUAGACCAAUCCCCUGCGGACUACCUCCUUUACUGGAAGCGCGCCACCGCCUACUACUCCCUGAACCGCUACAACUCUGCCCUCGACGACUUCGACAAGGUCCUCUCCCUCACCUCCAACACCUUCGACAACGCGCACCUCAUGAAAGCGCGCAUUUUCGCGAAGGAGGGCAAGUUCGCGGAGGCGCGCGACGAGGUCGAGAAGUACCAGAAGCGCAACAAGUCGGACCAGGGGGCGGCGGAGCUGCUCGCGGAGAUCGCGCUGGCUGAGAAGCAUGCGAAGAAGGCGCGCACGGAGCACAAGGCGCAGCUGUGGACGGCGUGCGUGGAGGAUGCCAGCGCAGCACUUCGUACGGCAGGCUACUCCACUGAGAUCCGUUCACUGCGCGCCGAAUGUGCGUUGGCGGCUGAGGAUAUCGAGGGCGCUGUCGCAGACAUGACGCGCCUCUCUCACCUCCUGCCCCCGUCUACCGACCUCUUUGUGCGCAUCUUCCGCCUGUCCUACUUCUUCCUCCCACCCUCCCCCAUGCCCUCAAACACCCUCAAACAAUGCCUCUACCAAGACCCCGACUCCAAGCUCUGCGGCAAGCUCCACAAGCUCGCCAAGCAGCUCGACAAGGCCUUCACCAAGCUUGACGAGCUCCUCGAGGCUGGCAACUGGCGCGCGGUCAUCAAGCUCCUCACGGAGAGCGGCAAGAACAACGACCUGAUGAACAAGUUCGACGCGGCGAUCAAGGAGCAUGCGCAGCGGGAGAUGCUGCUACCGCCGAAGCUCGAGGAGGGCCCGAGCAAGCACGAGCAGCCGAUACCCUUGCCGGACCCGAUGUACUUCUCGCCGAGGCGGCAAACGUUGGUGCGCUCGCUGUGCAGGGCUUACACCAAGACCGGCCAGAACAAGAAGGCGGAGCCGUGGUGCGAACAACUGCUCGGCAUGUCUGGCUGCUCGGAGGACGUCGAUGGCCUGGUUGGUCGCGGUGAGGCCCUCCUAUCGAAGGAAGAAUACCAAGAGGCUAUCCGCGUGUUCGAGAAGGCAUUCGAGGCAAGCGGUCGUAGCGACCGUGAUAUCCACCAGCGGAUGCAGAAGGCUCAGAAGCUGCUCAAACAGAGCAAGCAGAAGGAUUACUACAAGAUCUUGGGUGUUCCCCGCGAUGCCGACGACCGCACGAUCAAGAAGGCCUUCCGUCAAGCAGCCAAAUCUGCUCACCCCGACAAGGGCGGCAGCGAGGCCAAAAUGGCCGCCCUCAACGAAGCCUACGAGACCCUCUCCAACCCCGAGCUUCGCGCACGCUUCGACGCCGGCGACGACCCGAACGACCCGCAGGGCAGCCAGCAGCACCCCUUCACUGGGUACGGCGGCGGUGGGCACCCCUUCGCGCAGUUCUUCCAGCAGGGUGGAUUCCCUGGCGGUGGGCACUUCGGUGGACCGGGUGGCGGGUCGUUCCAGUUCCACUUCGGGCACUAAGGUGGAGUGGUGGCUUGCUGCUCUAUCUCUAUCGUAUGUGCUCAGUACUAUCUGCAUACAACCCGGGAGGCUGGCGGAUCUAUGGACAUGGCAUCUUUGUAUAAUACAUUCCCCUUGCAUGCUGUACUUUAUCCACGAUACCUCAUCGACACCGGUGCGCUCUGGUGGCGCUGGAGUGCCGUGGAUGAGUACGCCUACUACUGUUAGCUACGAUACCGUUACGCAUCGCUUAUCUAUGGGAUUCGUGUUGACUACUCUACUUGGUUGGCCAGGAAUGACUUCAACGAUUUGCAGAAUGGCACUCAAACACUGCAGAUAAUGGCAGACCAAGACGCCGCG
This is a messenger RNA of Schizophyllum commune H4-8, 2021 nucleotides long. Its product is annotated as TPR-like protein. The transcript is spliced from 5 exons. Lineage: Eukaryota; Fungi; Basidiomycota; Agaricomycetes; Agaricales; Schizophyllaceae. Gene Ontology annotation, biological process: protein folding in endoplasmic reticulum. Bases 54 to 1682 code for a protein of 542 amino acids. The record is from RefSeq and is a predicted model, not a curated record. Gene Ontology annotation, molecular function: protein-folding chaperone binding; misfolded protein binding. Gene Ontology annotation, cellular component: endoplasmic reticulum.